This is a messenger RNA of Paramecium pentaurelia, 1168 nucleotides long. The record is from the annotation of a GenBank genome assembly. NCBI's taxonomy places the organism in Eukaryota, Ciliophora, Oligohymenophorea, Peniculida, Parameciidae.
AUGAAAAAAUAAUAAGUGUAAGCCAAAGCAAAGGCUAAGACAAAUGACAAAUAGAACAAGAUAAAUUAAAAUUCUAAUGAUCGAUAUUAUCCUGAUUUAUUAAUAGAUGAGGAUGCUUAUCUUCGAAAUAAUUACAAAGUUGUUCGAGAAUUGGGAAGAGGAGGAUAUGGUGUAGUUUAUAAAGGGUAUGUUUGAUUAUAUUUUAGAUAUGCAUACCAUAAUGGAUAAGAAGAUAAAACAAAGAAGUAUGCAAUUAAAGUGAAUUUUUCAACAGUAUCACCAGAAUUGAUAUUUGCAGAAAUUGGAUUCUUAAAAUUAGUUUAAGGAAAGGAGAACUUGCCUUAAUUAGUGAAUUUAUUCCUAACAAACUAAAAAAUUUACAUAGUAACAGAUUAUUUUAGUUUUGAUCCAUUUAUUACAUUUUUUUCUACUUUCAACAUGUAGUAAAUUAGAGACUAUUUACGAGAAUUAUUAAAGGCUCUAUUAGUAUUGAAAUAAAAUGGAAUAUAUCAUAGAGAUGUCAAACCUGGUAAUUUCCUUUAUAAUCCAAAAAUUAAAAAAGGCAUACUGAUUGAUUAUGGAUUGUCAGAAAUAGAUAAAUCAUUUGUCAAUAAUAUGUUAGAGAAUGGUGGAAAUAUAUUAGAAUUAAGACAAAAAAAGUAAUUGUAUGAAGAUAUUAUGAAAACAAUCUCAUAGAUUGGACAUAAUAAAAUAGGCACUGAAAGUUUUAUGCCAUUAGAAUCCAUUUUACAUUAUCAAGAAUAAUCUUAUGAAGUUGAUAUAUGGGCUGUAGGAGUGAUAUUUUUAUAAUUUCUAACAAGGAAAUACAAUCUAUUUAGUAAUGUAAGAAUGGUUCAUAAACCUGCAGUUUCUAAAAAUUUAUUUUAUGUAAAUUUUAUUUUAGAAUUGACAUCACUAUUUGGAGCUGAGGCAAUUACUAAGAUUUGUAAUAAAUUUGGUAAUAUAAUAUUUAUUAUACUUAUUUAUAGGAUAUUAUUUAAAUUUGCCAUCUGUUGUUGCUAAAUCUCCAAUUAAUUGGAGAAAUGUAAUUCAUGUAGAAGGAUUUGAUGAUAAAGCAGAGGAUUUACUUACUUAGUUAUUAGAAUUAGAUCCUUAAAAGAGAAUUAAAGUUGAAGAUGCUUUAAAACAUCCAUUUUUUGAAUAAUGA